Molecule: messenger RNA, 879 nt
Organism: Drosophila persimilis
Lineage: Eukaryota; Metazoa; Arthropoda; Insecta; Diptera; Drosophilidae
Gene: hkb
Product: Krueppel-like factor 16
Exons: 2
Coding region: 1-879 (292 amino acids)
Biological process (GO): regulation of transcription by RNA polymerase II
Molecular function (GO): RNA polymerase II cis-regulatory region sequence-specific DNA binding; DNA-binding transcription factor activity, RNA polymerase II-specific
Source: RefSeq, a predicted model, not a curated record
AUGUCGACUAUUAACCUGCAUCCCCCGCAAACGUACUCGCGCCUGUUCCGUCCCUGGGAUACGCAGAGGCAGGCGCCCGCUCCACCGGCCAGGACGGUAAAGAACGAGCCCGAAACGGUGAACAUCAAAACGGAGCUGCCCAGCAGCAGUUUCGGCCACGACAGCGACCGCGACUCCUCUUCCUCGUCAAACAGCAGCAGCAGCAGCAGUAGCAGCAAGUCCAGCUACGAUGAUGGAUACACCCGCACCUCCACCCCCCUGCUGGAUGUGACGCCACAGCCCGUCUUCCCACAUCCCUCGUGCUCCUCCUCAGCCUCCCCGACAGUGACGCCAUCCCAGCAGAUGUCGCCGCAGCAGUCCCCCUUCAUGCCCGCCGCCAGCGAUCUGUACUACGCGGCUGCCGCAGCUGCAGCCGCUGCCGCUGCCAGCACUCCCGCCGGUGCCGCUGCUGCCGGCUUCGGCAUGGAUCCGUUCACGCUUGGUCUGAUGGAGCAGGAGUACGCCCGCGUGAUGGCCGAGGACGCCCAACUAAAGGCCCUGAACGCCCGCAAGCAGCGCCCAAAGAAGUUCAAGUGCCCGCACUGCGACGUGGCCUUCUCCAACAACGGCCAGCUCAAGGGACACAUUCGCAUCCAUACCGGCGAACGCCCCUUCAAGUGCGACGUAGACACCUGCGGAAAGACCUUCACUCGCAACGAGGAGUUGACGCGCCACAAACGUAUCCACACUGGACUGCGUCCGUAUCCGUGUAGCGCAUGCGGAAAGAAGUUCGGUCGCCGGGACCACCUGAAGAAGCACAUGAAGACGCAUAUGCCGCAGGAGCGCCAGCUAGGUCCGGCCAUCUUUGUGCCAAUGUAUCCAUAUCUCUAUGGCUACUGA